Molecule: messenger RNA, 855 nt
Organism: Hirsutella rhossiliensis
Lineage: Eukaryota; Fungi; Ascomycota; Sordariomycetes; Hypocreales; Ophiocordycipitaceae
Product: transposase
Exons: 1
Coding region: 1-855 (284 amino acids)
Molecular function (GO): protein dimerization activity
Source: RefSeq, a predicted model, not a curated record
AUGCCGAAGAAGUGCCGCAAGAAGCCUACAAUUGUGGACGACCAGAUGGUCACUGAGGACUGGUCCGUUAUUGCAGAGUAUUUGGCGAUCCUGAAACCAUUGAAGAUCGCGACAAAGCGCCUAGAGGGCCAGCCACGACAAGGCAAAUUCGGCGCGAUUUGGGAAGUUUUGCUCACAAUGGAGUGGCUUCUGAAGCACCUAGAAGAGGCAAAGCUACAGCACGAACGGGACGAGGAACCGUACCUGCGAAUCGGCUGCAAUCUCGGCUGGAUGAAGCUGGAUCAAUACUACGCCCUUACGGAGGAUAGCCCUGCGUACCUCGCGAGCCUCGUCCUCCAUCCCGCGUUUCGCUGGUCCACCGUCGAGUCGCAGUGGUCCGAUCAUCCGGACUGGUUGGCCAGAGGAAGGGCGGCUGUGCAAGAGCUAUGGGAGGAGUACCGAACCCUCGCGGUCGAGCAAGAUACGAUACCCGAGGAGCCCACAGCUGCAAGGAAGACAACGGACCUAGAUGACUUCAUGACCUCAAUUAGGAAACUUGGCGCCCAACCUGCGCCCUCACCGUCCUCCACGCGUGACGAAUACGCAGAAUGGGUGGCCAGUACCGAUCCGGGCGAUUGUCUUGUGGACAAUCCCAUCCAGUACUGGCUUCUCCGCAGACGCCAGUAUCCACGCUUGUCGCGAAUGGCAAUCGACCUCUUUUCUAUUCCGGCAAUGUCUUCAGAGCCGGAGAGAAUAUUUAGCCUUGCCGGACAGAUGGUCACAGCUCAGAGAGGCCGCCUCAAAGCGGACCUUAUCGGGGCGGCUCAGUGUAUUUCGUCGUGGGAAAAAAGUGGAGUUAUCCAGAUAUCCAAAUGA